Molecule: messenger RNA, 2342 nt
Organism: Platichthys flesus (European flounder)
Lineage: Eukaryota; Metazoa; Chordata; Actinopteri; Pleuronectiformes; Pleuronectidae
Gene: topaz1
Product: testis and ovary specific TOPAZ 1
Exons: 9
Coding region: 12-1328 (438 amino acids)
Biological process (GO): spermatocyte division; spermatid development
Source: RefSeq, a predicted model, not a curated record
UCGUGCUAAGUAUGGAUUGGCUUGAGAGUGUAAAACAUACUCCUGAGUUCCAGCAAGCGAUCUGUUCGAACUCUCCUGUUUCAGUGACAGCCAAUCUCAGUGUUCCCUUUCCAGAGUACCUGAAUCUGGCCCAAUGCAUUGUGGAAAUAGAGCUUUGUACGAAGCAGCAGGACUGGAGGCGGAUGGGAAAGGUGUUCAGGUCCAUCUGCCAAUCCAGCCAUCAUCCAAACCAAGUGGAGCAAAUCAGUGGCCGCAUCGCCAAAGCUCUCCUGUCAGAGAGCAAAGACAAGAUGUCACUGCCCUUCGCUGCCUUUGCUGAGACAGUGACUCUGAGUGAAGGUGCCCUGAUCCGGAAUUUUUUGGGCAGAAUUGGAGUCUCACUCGUGUUAAGAUAUCACAAAACGCAUCAAUGGGCCAAGGGUCGGCGGGUGGUGGAGGUGCUGUCCAUGUCAAAGGUCAGCUACUCAAUGCUGAAGGGUUUGUUUGGGAAUGAAGACGUAGCUUCACGCUGCUGCUUGGUCACUGUGGCAACCGAGCUUUUCCUCCUGAGUGGCAGUGUGGAGGGAGCUCUGAACACGCUCCGAGAAAACAAAUGGUUCCUGAGUUCGCGGUCAUGGCCAUGUGAGCCUGCAGAUCUGGAAAGUAGGAGGCAUGUGUUGACACGGCUGGCUGAGAACACUUGUCAUCGAGACACACUGGAGGUUCUCUGUAAUCUACCUGGAAUUAAAAUGCCAAAUGACUUGGUUGAUAUCUCCAGAAAUGGUCCUCUAUUUGACUCUCAUCUACAAGUGUGCAUGGACAGACAAGUUCUUCCUGUAGCCUCAGAUACAGUGGACUUCAUGCUCUCUCACAACCUGCCAGUUGACCAAGUGAUGCUGCAGAUUCUUUUUCACAAACUCGGCAAACAAAACCUGUGGCUCCGUGCACGGGAAGUCUUCAGGCACUCUCUGAGUGUGGGUUACUACCCUGGUGUAUCUGCUCCCCCUGGUUUCAUGGCAUUGAUCGUCUCCUGUGGUCUGGGGGAGGUGGAGCUGGCUCUCACUCUUGAGAUGUUCAUCGCUGUCAAUGCAACGGCCAUCCUCCAACCUUCGGAAACCACCACAUCCUGCCUCAGAAUCACCCUCAAACGGACUCAAAGCAGCGAGAGCAUGUACCUCUCAGCUGGUAGCCGCCUCCUCUCUGCAGCUUUUAUCCCUCAGCCCAAGCUGAUUGUUGACUACGCAGGAGUGAACCCUUCACAGGAGCAAGUUUUCAAACUUGACAUCUCCUCUGCUCGACGCUGGCUCCGCCAAAAUCAUUUGUGGGCCAAUGAUGUGUGGGCACAUUGACCCGAACACGGUUGUUUUCCUGCACUCCCCGGAAGCACUUGAUUGAUAUUCUUUGUAUGAAGUUUUAAUAAGAAGUUGUUCUAGUCCAAAAAGUUUGCUUCUGUGGUUUUUCUUAAGACAAAAACGUCACAGACUGAAACAGCUGUGUUGUUCAACUCCCUGAAUGCAACUGUCUGCGUUUGUAUGGAGGAUAUGCUUGUGAUGUCACUCUAUUUUGCAGUUGCCAUAGUUACACUCACCAGGAGUCAUCAGCGUUUAUGUCCCUUGUGUCAAGGGCCAUGCAUCUACGUGUCAGCAAACUUGAUUUCUGGCCACAUUAGAGUCGACCCAUAUCAUCAGUCACCUCCAGCGGCCUUUUCCUGUUUUGUUAAAGACAUUGAUUUCCCUCUUCAUGCUCUUGCACCUGCUUGUUGGUGUGUGUGGGGUGGGGGGGUUUGGAGAAGCUUGAUUACUGGCCUAUUGAUCUGAGUUGAAGGCGUUAGGCUUUUCUUCAGAGCGUCCUGCGUUGUCACUGAUUGGCCUGAUGGCCUGAUAACGCAUGACUUUGAAACCAAAGUCUAACUUGACGCAGCACGUUGACUUGCACAUAUCUGAUGAUCUUUGUAUUUAGUUGCUUGAAUUAAUAAUGAUAGAAAAAUAAAUGAUGAUGGCUGAAUAUUCAGGGAGCCAUUUUUUUCUACUCCACAGAUAAAUAAAAAAAAAAUGCAGCAAGUAUUUUACUAAUUUUCGGUUACUUACACAAACCGUGUUCAGGGGACAGUGGCUAGCUGAGCUACAUGGCUGCCAUUGACCUACAUUGUCAUUAAUCUGAAAUUAAAUGUAAUUUCCUGGUAUUUAACCAGCACAUAAUUGUGUUUAAGUUCUAUAGUAUUUGGGCUAAUGUUCCCUCAGUGUCUUAGGUUCAAUGGGAAAAUGUUCUACGCAGCAGUAUGCAAAUCCAUUUUAAUAAACACGUUUUCACACUGAAAAUUAAAUCUGCCUUUUAUUGUCUUAAAUGCAUAAUUUCAUUUAGUC